Messenger RNA from Petromyzon marinus (sea lamprey), 8981 nucleotides. The record is from RefSeq and is a predicted model, not a curated record. NCBI's taxonomy places the organism in Eukaryota, Metazoa, Chordata, Hyperoartia, Petromyzontiformes, Petromyzontidae.
UUAAUUUGCUUUAAGUUUUAAACUAAACCAUACAUUUGGCUUGACCAUAUGUUCCUUUUUGAGAGGUCAUGAUUGACCCAUUUCCCCCCUCCCACCCCUGCUUAUUUGUAUUAUCCAAAUUCAGGGUCCUAGUUUUUUUUUUCGUUUAAUUACAAUAAGUCCCCAAUUUAUGUCUCCUCCUUCCCCCUGCCCCUUUUUACGUAAUUUUACAUUCAUCAUUAUUAUUAUUAACACCGUUACCUGAUUGGUGUCGCCUUAACCCCUACACUCGGAGGACGGACGAUGCUGUCAGCAAUUUCUCGUUACGUCGCCUCGCCAGCCUUCACCUAACUAACAUUUGACCAUACCGGUUGUAGGUGAACAUUGAUGUAUGGUACAACAAAUAGAAAACAAUUGUCUUUUAAUUCGGUGUUAUUGGUUAACUUCCUGUAAUUAACUUUCUUUUCAAGGAGGAGAUGGUAGAGGUAUAUUUUGUUCCUGCAGUGUUUGUUUUUGGGUUUGUCCUCUUGAGCGGAACUUUUAUGGAUUUCCUCCAGGACCGAUUGACACAAAUAGCUGUUUUUGCAUUUGAACGGAGCCAGCGAUGGCAUUCGGUGUUUUUUUAUUACCUACCGAUAAAUAAGCAUUAUUUUUGUGUGUUCCCAUGCAGAGGUUAUGGGGAUGGGAUAGUAAAAAUGCACAUUAAACUUUACUUUAUUGCUAUACUUAGUACAUUCUAUCCAUAAUAACAUCUGUUAGUAAUGUUGACGCAUUUCCUUUUGGUUACGUAGAAUUCGACGCAAGGAGGUUGUCACGUGCCUAUUUUAUAAUUGUAGAUGGUGUCUCUUAGUCUUUUUCCAACGUAUACCAGUUUGUAUACUCAGUAUAGUCAAUCAUCGGCUGCUUGUUGCGAUCUCUUUUUAUACCUUGGGUACUGCCACCCUAGGUGCUUAAUUAAUAGGAUGAUGAACAGCAGUGCUGCUCGGACAUUAAUAUUUCAGACUGAUAACUACAGCUGCUGUCCUCUUGUAGCGUUCUGAGUGACAAGGGUUGGCCAUUAGUCGAAUGGGGCCCCCUUUCCCCCCCCCAAGCUCAUCUGCAGCGAGGCUGUAAGAAUCGUUAGCCUCCUAAUUAGUGAUGUGGAAAUGCAAUUAUUCCAUUGCCUUUCUUUUUGUCCUCGCCAAUUAAAUGUAACUCGUUACUCCACUUUAUUAUUUCAUUCAUCUUUAUAGUCUCCUAUGUGUCCAUAUUAUAAAUUACACUAUAAUUAACACCUUUUUAUUUAUCAAGUACAAGAGCACUGCAAUAAGAACUCUACGGGUUUUUUAGGUAUUCCAGGCUACAGCUAACAUGACGGUCAUUGCGAAUUCACUCUGCUCAAUCCGCUGUUGGAUGAAGGCCUUCAAAUUACCACGAUCCCUCUGCUAUUUUGCGAUUUGGAUCCUGCACUGGCGCUACUCUUAUGUAUCUAUCUUUUGCAGUGGACGUCCUCCUCAGGCGUGUAUCUAAGCAUGUUGUGCUUCUUUCGCACCGUACGUGGCCAACCGUGCUUAUCAGAAGCGUUUACUCCUUGGCUCUCACUUCAUCAUUCACCUCCACCACUGGCCAUCCAUUCUAGUGAUGUGCCAUGCUCAAGCCUACUUGGUUUAAGUCAUUGUACCCAACGUGGUGUGUUUUUUCAAGUCACAAGCUCCUCCCCUUGGUCUAAAUGCUUCCUUGCACACUUAAGCUUUCAUGGUCUUAUUAUUUUUAAUGUUUGAUCCGUAUGUUUGUUUUAUAACCGGUAUUAAUUCCACACUGCAUGUGGGGGUUGCCCCCUUCUCUUGAUAGGAAACCACAUUUUUAUGACGACUCGCCUGUUUUUGCAUAUGCAUGGUGUAACUGUAGAUACUGUAUAUAAUUUCAGAACGCCAAAUAAUUAUUAGUUUUAAAGGGCAAACAAUAUGAGCAUACAAUGUCUUCAUAACUUUAUCUCCACAAAAAAAUUAAGUAUCUUACGUCACUCAUUGGCCACAUGACCUUCUGUGAGUGCAUAAUUUCAGCAAGCAAACUGUGGACCAGGUUCAACCCCCAGUGUUCUCAUCAGCAGAGCCAGGCUUGCUUGAAUCGAUGCUGGUGAAAAGUGUCUUGGCCAACCUUGUUUUGCUUAUAUAAUUUAUAUUCUACACAACGCCGUUUAUGCUUUUGUAUUGUAUAAUUUAGCGUCGACUGGAUAACCCUUAUCGAGAGGAUCCUUGGUUGUAACAUUUGGUCGGUAACCAGCAUUAUUUCACGCAAGCAUCUGCUGACGAGACACUUUGCCAAAACGGGGGGCCAGAGUUUGCUUAUACCGACUCAAUGCUGCUGAUAUAAUGUACUCCCAGACGGCUGUGGUCAAUUGGUUGUGUAAGAAAAAACAUAAAUUUAUGUGCAUAGACGGAUGAUAAAUUAAGACUUUUAUUUUCUGUUCGUCUAUUUUGUUCUUUGUAUUGACCAAUGGUUAACAAAACAUUGCCUGGCAUGGAUGUUUUUUUAAAGGUUUUUCAUGUCUGCCUGUAAAGGUUUAAUUUUGGUUGCUCAAGCAAUGUAUUCUAUUUUAUGAAGACCAGUACAGUUGCGCCUGGUAAAUGUUGAUCAUCAAGCCAAGAUGCAAAAUGUUGCAUUCGUGAAAUAUAGGAGCUACAUUGCAAACAUUCAAUUUGCGAUGCUAUCUGCUGUGGUCUCUUUUUUGCACUUGGAAGGUACAGCAGAUCCAACCCCAAUAAUCCGUGAUUGAUAUGGUGGGGACCAUAUCUUGGAUUCCAUAUUCCGCGCGACUCUAUUUAAUCCACAAAAUAUAUGCAGCUCAUGAGGUUGGCGUGGCACACAAGUUGUUAAUCCGCUGUGUGGAUUAUUGGAGAAGUUGAGCUGGUCCCGGAAGAAUUCCAGAAAUCUGCGGAUUUCGGUCUCCGCUCCCGCAGAUUCCCAAAUUAUGCACAUUGCAGGACUUGAUGGAAUAUUGGGAGUCCUACUACUGUGUACGUGUUUUUUUUUAAUAUACAUUCUCCAACAUCCUUGUUUUUGCCUACGGACAAUCUGAAGUAUUAUUAUUCUUCUGCCCGACCCCAUGCCACAUUACCACGGAGUGCCGCUGCCUGCGUGACGUACGAUUGGCACUUGCGUUGUGCACAAAACGCCGCUUGCGGUGUGCCACGAGGUGUGCCACUUGCCAAAUGUUACCCGGAGGCCAUUGAGCCAGACGGACGUCCUGUUUUCUCUCGCAUUUUGGUGUAGGAAAAACCACAUCGUCCUUGUGUAUUCUGGCUGCCAUCUGUGGAGUCUUUUUAUUUAUUAAACAGGCUGACAGCCCUUGGCGGUGGGGGGGGGGGGUUGAUGGUGAUGAGAAAAAAAUAAGAGCGUAGCCAAAUGAAUAACAACUAAGCGACUGCUGCCAUUUGCCCUCCCCAGCAAAGCCUGGCGUCAACUGACAGGGUUAAACCCAUAGGUACAGUAGGCAUUCCCAAUACUGUACGAACAUUACAUGUCAGCGGCGGCAGCGUGCGAGUGGAGUGCUUGCUGUUCGGUUUACGCACGCACGUGUAAAGAGUGCGUGCGUGCGUGCGCGCGCACGGGAAGAUCUUGAGCACGUAGCUGUCCGUCAGGCGUCGUGUGGGCAUCUCGGUGGGCUCCGGCUGCGCUAGAAUAUUUUUUUGGCUGAAAAGUGCGGGGGGGGGGGGGGUUAAAAGAGGGGGCAGCCUCCCCUGCAGCUCAACUCGUUCAGUCCUGUGACGACGGGCUCCUAGCGUCAACCCCGUUCUUUGUUUGCCGUGGAAAGCUACGGGGCGAACAAGCCAUUUUCUUCUGGCCAAUUUUUAGCUGCACGGCUGAAAAAUAAUCUUUUUUUUAAUGCUUGCCCCCUAAGUCUCGUUUUUGUAUGACCGACAGGUUUUUUCGUUGUGCUUUUUUUUGUACGAAGACUCCCCACUUGUUCGGCCAGCGUGCUUUCAUUGUGGAAAGUGGUGAUGCCCCUCUGUGUGGGGUGCGGGCGGCAGUAAGCACGGGCGCACGGCAUGCGCGCAGCAUCGGGCUACUCCGAGUCAGAGCACGAUCGCGUGGAUCGCGCCGCUGCCGCCCCUGAGCCCACCGGCCCGACAAGCGCCACCGGCCAAGGGGGAAGCGCCGCCGCCACCUCAGCGACGCGCGCGGACGCCAGGCCCUGGCCCGUCCAGCGCUGGCUGCUGCGCUGCUUCGCCCGCAGGAUGCUGUGCCGCUACCGCGGCGUAGGUGACCGUGUGGAGCCCAAGGCGGUGGUGCACGGACCGGAGCGUCGCGUGGAAAAGUUGCCGACCCUCCUCGCGCUCUCCAUGGAGGGCACUUGGGAGCCUGUUCCCCGGGCGUCCGCAAGCAGACACUCUCUGCCGGCACGGCUCGCGCCCGCCAUGGAGGUGGCGACCAGUAGCUCCGAAGAGAGCUUCCAGGCACUCAAUCAUGCGGAGCAGAUGGCCCGCCGCAUGGAGGGCUACCUGCGGCACAAGCAGCUGUGCGACGUGGUGUUGCUCGCCGGAGAUCGACGCAUCCCCGCGCACAGGCUGGUGCUGAGCUCCGUGUCCGACUACUUUGCAGCAAUGUUUACCAGCGACGUUCGAGAGGCAAAGCAGGAGGAAGUGAAACUCGAGGGUGUGGAGCCCACAGCUCUCUGGGCCCUUGUGCAGUAUGCCUACACCGGCCGCCUGGAUCUGCGAGAGGACACCAUCGAGGGCCUGCUGGCGGCCGCGUGUCUGCUCCAGCUGUCGCCCGUGGUGGAGGCCUGCUGCGGAUUCCUCAUGAAGCAGCUGCACCCCUCCAACUGCCUGGGCAUUCGCUCGUUUGCUGACGCCCAGGGCUGCACCGACCUGCACAAGGUGGCACACAACUACACCAUGGAGAACUUCCUAGAGGUGAUGAGAAACCAGGAGUUCUUGCUGCUGCCAACGGAGGCGGUCGCCGACCUCUUUGCCAGCGAGGAGAUGAACGUGCCGGGCGAGGAGACGGUGUUUCAGGCGCUCAUGGCCUGGGUGAUGCACGAGGUCGAGACACGGCGCCACGUCCUGCCGGGCCUGCUCGCUCACUUCCUGGGCGACCUGGAAAGCAACCCAUUGCUGUGCGACGAUGUGGAGUGCCAACGUCUUUUGCUGCAAGCCAUGAAGUACCACCUCCUUCCAGAGCGCCGCCCAGCCAUGCAAGGGGCCUCCACUCGGCCACGAAAAUCCACCGUGGGGACCAUGUUUGCCGUCGGAGGAAUGGACGCCACCAAGGGCGCCACCAGCAUUGAGCGCUACGACCUGAGGACCAACACGUGGACGCAGGUGGCCAUGCUGAGCGGUCGACGGCUGCAGUUCGGCGUGGCCGUGCUGGACGACAAGGUGUAUGUCGUGGGCGGGCGGGACGGCCUGAAGACUCUCAACACCGUCGAGUGCUACAAUCCACGCACACACACCUGGAGCGUGCUGCCGCCCAUGUCCACACACAGGCAUGGCCUCGGUGUGGCUGUGCUGGAAGGGCCCAUGUACGCGGUCGGAGGCCACGACGGCUGGAGCUACCUGAACACGGUGGAGCGCUGGGACCCGCAGGCUCGGCAGUGGAACUAUGUGGCCAACAUGUCCAACCCGCGCAGCACUGUUGGUGUGGCUGUCCUCAACGGAAAGCUGUACGCGGUUGGCGGCAGGGACGGUAGCUCGUGCUUGCGCUCCGUCGAGUGCUUUGACCCGCACACCAACAAAUGGACGGCGUGUGCGCCCAUGUGCAAGCGCCGAGGAGGCGUGGGCGUGUCUGCCUGUAAUGGGUUCCUCUACGCCGUGGGAGGACACGACACGCCCGCUUCCAACCACUGCUCGCGGAUAUCCGACUGCGUGGAGAGGUUCGACCCCAAGACGGACGCGUGGACGGCCGUGGCGCCCCUGAGUGUGUCGCGCGAUGCGGUUGGCGUGGGCCUCCUUGGGGACCGUCUGUACGCCGUCGGCGGUUACGACGGGCAGACCUACCUCAACACGGUGGAGGCGUAUGACCCCGUGGCCAAUGAAUGGACACAGGUGGCUCCACUGUGUCUCGGCCGUGCCGGUGCAUGUGUGGUCACGGUCAGAGUGAUCUGACGAGGCCAUCGGCGAAUGGGUGUCUCUCUGUGCGGAUGGGGAAGGGGGAGGAGACAUCCACAAGCUCUGGAGUGGCUAAUGGCUCAAGUUUUUUUUUUUUACAAUUGAAAUGGCUCCGUCGAUUUCAAUUCAUUACCCAUUGUGCUGUGCACGUUUGCUCUUUCUCUCUCUUUUUUGUAAUUGUAUGACGUGUGCAUGGGGUGGACAAAACUCUUGUGAAAAUACACACAUGCUUCCCCCCCCCACCCCCCUCCAAUUUCUGCUUUAUGUCGACCGAAUAGCUGGUGCUUGGGGCUUGGUCACCUAUGCCUUGUGCGGAAUCUGGUGAUGAUUCUGAGAAAUGAAAUACUCGCUAAGCCCUGCUACUGACAGAAAGCCACCGUCUGUUUGCAGAUAUGGCUAUGUCAAACCAUUGGAUUUGCUUUUUUCCGUGCGCGUGUGUUUGCAGUAUAUAUAGAUUCAAAGCUUUGAAUCGGGUGUUAUAUCCUGCCUGCCGUCGUUGCUGGAUUCAGUGUAUCGGUGCUGUAAACCUUACGGGGGUCACAUUUUCGUCUACUCGCGUGCUACGUACAUCACAAAUCUUGCAUCAGUAUGCCAGCGACGCGUGACAUUUAUGCUUUUGUGCACACGCCAGCAUGUCCAUUUUAAAAAUUGGUCUGGUCAGGAACUAUAAAGAUCAGUCACCACCUUUGGCAGUGGUUAUUACUUGAGCAUUGUUAAUUUUUAACCCACGUGUCGUGUUUUUUUGUUUUUCCUGAUGCAGGAAAAAAACGAUUGCAAUUCCUUCACCAGCAAGCAUGUCUGCUGCGUCCAAUAAGCAUGCGCCGAACUCUAACCUUUUUCUGUAAAAUUUUCCCCUCUGCCUUUUGCAUUGUGCGCAAAUCGUGCUUCUCGGCUGCGAGUUACCAAAACCAUACACACCGCCCUAACUGGCGGGUCGCGCUAUAGCAUGCAGCUAAUUGUGGCGAUCAUUGAGCAUUCUUCACAGCCAUGUUUCCACGGUGGAAAUGCUCAUCACUUUGACCGUGAUCAAGCAUUUUGUCAAAAGAUUGGCUGUGGUUCACGAUCGCACCGUGAGUCGAAAGCAAGUCCAUCGGGCAUGCCUGUUCUUGCAGUCCCAGGCUGCAAAGCUUUGGUUUAUUACUGCUUCAAAAACCUAACGGUGGCAAUUGAAAAUGUGCAUUUAAAGCAAAACUGCAAUUUCUGACAUGUGAAGUUCUAAUGACUUGGCAAUGGCUCCUGGAAUUCACACAGGACCACUUUUUAUGCUGAAGUAACGCCAAUGCACGCCUUGUAUAAUUUUACUCUGCUACACAAACUGGAUAAGCACAUCACUUUAACAGUGUUUAGUCACGAAACGGUGUUUACUAUUGUUACAACUACAUUGAGCACAGAUUGCUUAAAUUAUAGCGCUUUAUGUAUUCAUCUUUAACCAAACCAAGCUCGGUGAUGAAUGCAGUACUGUAGAAAUGUUUUUGGUAUAUUUUAUUGUACUUGGUGGAGUUUUGACCGGGCCUUUGUUACCAUGGAGUGAAUCCAAAUGCACACGUUGAAAAGCACACAAGGAUAAUAUGAAUGUGGCUUCUUACUGCGUGUUUUGUCUCAACACCAUGGGGAGUCCAAAACCAGAUCCGAACAUUGAGAAACAGUGUAGUUUGUUACUUCAUUUUUCAAAAUUUUACUCUUAAUAUUGCACCACUAAUACCUUUUUUUACAGCAGCUAACAUUUGCAUAUAAUCUCGUAAUUGCAAUUCCAUUUGUCGAAUAUAUUUUAUUAUUGUAUGGAAGAGAAAUAGGAUGUCCGUUAGUUAGAUGUAUUAGUGGGUCUGCACAGUGAUUUGGGUCCAGAACUUUUCAUGUGAAAGAAGAGUUUUUGUGCAUCACGACUUGUCCAUAUCUGCAGUUAUUCAAAUAAUUUUGGCAAAUUUUCCAUGCUAGGCCCGCAGAAGAGUAAAAACCCAGCCAUCUGGCAAGACUGUACAGAAAUUUCGAAAAUAAUUUGAGGCACCCAAUUAAGUGACGAGCACUAUGUUUUAUGAGGCCAAGGCAGUUGAAGUCUAUUAUAAUUACCAUACUUCUGCAAGCCGCCGCCCCCCCCCCCCCCCCCCCCCUAGUGUAGUUAUCUAAUGAAAUGGAUUCCGUAUAUCCCCCUGUUAUUGCACCUUUUUGCAUUUUGUUUAGACGACACCAACUGCGACCGGAUUACUGACAUGCAGCUUGCUGGCCGCCUCUCCCCUUUAAUGUAAUUCAUAGUAAAACCGAAAUGACCAAUAUCUGGCCUUUGCUCCACAGGGCAUAAAGGUGCAGUUACACCAAUUCCACUGCAUCAUAAAAAAGUGACAUCUAGAGAAGAAAGUGACCCUGUAGAAUUUGAUUUGCUUAUUAAUAGGCCUACCCCAGUAGGAUUUGAUUUGAGAUUUCACAGGGUCACUUUUCACAUUACAACUCUAUUUCUCAGUAGAAUUAGGUUUUGGAUGGUCUUGAUUUCGGCUGCAUCUGGAAGUCAAGGGCAGCUCCUGCACCUUUGUCCCACGUGGUGAGGUCGGUGACGCGGGCCUAUUAGCAUUUGACCAAAACCAUUGCUCGUUUCGAAUUCUUUGCCGACUGCAAGUCUUAUGAAGUGGUAGUGUACAUUUCGUUUGUUAUUUUAAACAUUCCGAGGGCUUUUGACUUAGACAUCUGGCAGAACGAUUCCAAACUUUCACAAAAGCUUUGGUUUAAAUGCAAACCGUCCAAUAUUUGAAGCCAUGUGAUGGAGCUGUUUAAUAUAUGCCUAAUCAAGCUAUAAUAAGUUCAGACUCUAUUGUGGAUCAGUGGCUUGUGGAAUUGCUUUCCAUCGGUGAGCUUUAGUUGGUCAGAGCUGUCUGUCAAGGCCAGGGAUCUGAAGCCAUGGCAAAGAGUACUUUACUCCUGACG